Molecule: messenger RNA, 798 nt
Organism: Coffea eugenioides
Lineage: Eukaryota; Viridiplantae; Streptophyta; Magnoliopsida; Gentianales; Rubiaceae
Exons: 2
Coding region: 1-798 (265 amino acids)
Molecular function (GO): zinc ion binding; nucleic acid binding
Source: RefSeq, a predicted model, not a curated record
AUGACCGAUCUUUUGGCUCACGUAGUAGAGCAUCAGGGCCAAAAUCUUGUUAAUCAGCCGGAAAACCCUGGUAAUCAUGGAGAGGGUGAGAAUAGAGCCCUUGAACGAUUUCAGAAAUUCUCCCCACCAAAAUUUCUUGGAGGACCAGACCCUGACCUGACCGAGAGAUGGUUGGAGAAGAUGAUCGAUAUUUUUGCCGCGUUGCACUAUACUGAGGAGAAACAGGAAACUCAGACUGUCACCGAAUAUGAGAGCCAGUUCACUAGGUUGUCUAAGUUCGCACCCGAACUAAUUAUGACUGAGCAAAGGAGAAUAAGGUGUUUUGUUCAGGGACUAAAUAUUGAGAUUCAGAAAAACCUGAUUGUAGCCCAACUUAGUGCCUUUAGUGACGCGGUAGAGAAAACUCAACGAGUUAAAAGCGCGAGAUUACAAGUUAGAACCUUCCAGGCGAAGAAACGGGCAAUUCCUGAAAGUGGCGUAGGACAAGAGGAUAUGAGCACACCUCCCAAGUUUGGAAAGGGAAAUGGAGGAGCAAGAUUUUCGCGGAUAUCAGGAGGUGCCUCACAGGGAGGCUCGAUCUCUGCUUCCCGUGGUCCCUGCAUGUACUGUGGAAAGCCGAAUCACACGAAAGAUGUUUGCUGGAAGAAAGGAAGAAAAUGCCUACGUUGCGGAAGUGCAAAUCAUCAAAUCGCUAAUUGCCCAGGCAUAUCUCGAGAAGGGAGUGGGAACCAACAAUCAACCAAAACCAACUCUGACCAGUCGAAGGGUGAAGGGACUGAACCGAAGGUGUCGGCUUGA